Sparassis crispa is the source of this 603-nucleotide messenger RNA. RefSeq lists its product as hypothetical. The transcript has 2 exons. NCBI's taxonomy places the organism in Eukaryota, Fungi, Basidiomycota, Agaricomycetes, Polyporales, Sparassidaceae. Bases 1 to 603 code for a protein of 200 amino acids. Gene Ontology annotation, biological process: mycotoxin biosynthetic process. The record is from RefSeq and is a predicted model, not a curated record.
AUGCGCCAGCGCGUCCAACUCCCCUUUGCACUCAUUGUUUGUGGAGUUUGCGCACUCACUGUAUCCCUGCUUGUGCACAUCACCAGCGCGAUACAGUACUUACACUCACAGUCCUCACUUGGACAGACCCGUGUGGCCGAGUUUUCUAUCCCCAUACGCUAUGCUGCACUCUCCACGGUUAAAUCGCCUCGCUUGGGCCUUUACGCUUCGGAUGCGGAGUGGCGCUCUUUACUCCCGUCUGGUGAAGGCUUCCUGUACCUCCCGAGCGAUGGCGAGCAUUACCUCGUCUCACACUACCAUCAAUUGCACUGUCUGCGGUCUCUGCGGAUGUACUUCCUUAAGCAUGACAAUCUCUCCGAGGCCGACUGGGGCCACGUCGAUCAUUGUCUCAUAUAUUUGCACCAGAUGCUCCUGUGCAAUGUCGACCUCACCCUCGAGCCAGCUAAUCAUAAACAGUUGACACCUGACGGGAGGCUCACGAAUGCGGUAACAGGGAUAGAUGUCACGCAUCGCUGCAAAGAUUGGGCGCAGGUCAGAGGUUUCAUGGAGAGUAACUACGAGCAAUGGGGCGAUACUUACAAGACAGAAGGGACGUCACCGUAG